This is a messenger RNA of Botrytis cinerea B05.10, 1283 nucleotides long. RefSeq lists its product as hypothetical. The transcript has a single exon. The coding region runs from base 289 to 981 and encodes 230 amino acids. The record is from RefSeq and is a predicted model, not a curated record. Lineage: Eukaryota; Fungi; Ascomycota; Leotiomycetes; Helotiales; Sclerotiniaceae.
GGAAAUCCGUAUUUGGUUUUGCGACUAUACGAGAUUUCGAUCAUCUCUUUCGCAUGGGGAUCCUAUAGGUGACAAUGCUUUACUAGGUAGGAAACAGAGCACCGACAUGUAUAUAAGCUUCACCGCAUUUACUCCCUUUUCUUGAUUUACUCUUUUGUUUUGCUAGUUGCUAACGAAUAAUUCACGAAUCGAUAUACUUGAACGUCUCUUCUUCUCGAUAUUCACUCCAUCUACCUACUAUCCUCCACCUCUUCGAUCUUCGAUAAUAUUACAAUCAAAAUCUUCAUCAUGCGUGUCCAAGUUCUCCCAGUUAUCGCUCUCCUUUCUCUCGGUGCCUCGGCCCAAGAUCUUGGCAGUCUCGUCAACUCAAUAACCUCAGAUGUCGGCGGAGCAGUCGACACUGCUACAUCUGCCAUUGGUGGAGCUGUUGACACAGUCACUUCUGGUGCUGGAGGAGUCGUUUCAACCAUUACCUCAGGAGCAGGAGGCGUUUUCUCAACUGUAACUUCAGGGGCUGGAGGUGUUUUCUCAACUGUAACUUCAGGGGCUGGAGGAGUCGUUUCUACUAUUACCUCCGGAGCUGGUGGCGCAUUCAGCACAGCAACUUCUGGGGCUGCUGGAGCAUUCUCUACCGCUACCUCUGAUGCCGCUGGAGCAUUUUCAACGGCCACCUCUGCUGCCGCCUCCCGAUUCUCAAGCAUCAAGAGUGAAGCUAGCAGCGAAAUUUCUAGCUUGAGCUCCGUCGCUGCGACCGCCACCGACAGUGCCGUUAAGAGUUCGAUCAGUGCGGCAAUGAGCAGUAUCAGCAGCGACGUGGCUAGCGCUAGUUCCGACGUGAAGAGUGCAACUAGCAGAGCUAGCAGUGCGUUGGGUUCCGCUACUAGCAGUGCCGCUAGCGCUACUUCUAGCUCAGGAGCUAUGAGAACACAAGUGCCAAUGGCUGGAGGAGCUAUCUUGGGUGCGGCUUUGUACUUGUUGUAGAUUGAUUGAUGGCGGAUAUAAUGAGCGAGAGGAAUUCAAUGUGUUAUGUUCGGAAAUGCUAAGCGUGUUUUGAUGGGGCGUUGAUUGAUUGUAUAACAUUACUUUUCACGAAUAAAAUAUAUAUCUUUGGGGCGUCACGCCUUUACUUUAUUAUUCUAUGAACUUUCUCCCGAAUGAGUGCAGUGUAUGUGUGUUCUAAAAUUUAUAUUCUCAGGCUUGUUUUCAAAGGGGGCUGGGGUCAAAUUUCCAAUUGCACCGAUGGGAGUUUGUGUAACUAUCAAGAAUUAUCUCCUAACUAUACA